Messenger RNA from Nyctereutes procyonoides (raccoon dog), 13578 nucleotides. RefSeq names its product neuron navigator 1 (gene NAV1). NCBI's taxonomy places the organism in Eukaryota, Metazoa, Chordata, Mammalia, Carnivora, Canidae. Gene Ontology annotation, molecular function: ATP hydrolysis activity. Gene Ontology annotation, cellular component: microtubule cytoskeleton; axon initial segment. The transcript is spliced from 32 exons. The coding region runs from base 286 to 6798 and encodes 2170 amino acids. The record is from RefSeq and is a predicted model, not a curated record. Gene Ontology annotation, biological process: nervous system development; microtubule bundle formation; neuron migration.
CCGCGCCUGGUGGGGCCGGGGCCCGCGGCGGCCCCAGAGCGAGGCGGCCCCAGAGCGAGGCGCCCCCGGCCGCGGCCCCCGAGAAACUUUCUUAUCGCGAGGAGCGCGCGCCCGGGCCGGCGCCGCGCGGGGGAUGCGCCAGUGUGCGCGGCGGCGGGGACCCGGACCCGGACCUGGAGCCCGAGCCCGAGCCCCAGCCCCAGCCCCAGCCCCAGCCGGAGACCGGGACCCGGACGGGGACGGCGGGCGCGCCGGACAGUAGACCUCAUUGCUGCUGCGCUAACCAUGAAUGGGAUGGCCAACGUGAACUCUGCCAGCCGCCCCCACUAUGCCUCCUCCAUCCCUGUGCCUCGAGCUGCUUCCCAGACCAGGAUCCACACGCCAGGCGCCUCUCCCCAGCUGCGGACACGCCAGGCUGGCCUGGCCCUGAGCCCCCAGCGUGCGGCCUCCCCAAGACUGGGCAAGGCAGGAGGCCCUUCCAGAAACUCCUCUCCUAAGGCCUCCCGGGGGAGAGGCUCCCCCAAGCCUCCUGGGGCGGCGAGGGAGUCAGCGGAGGGUGGUGAAGGCCUUUCCAGCUCCCCAUGGAGCAGUCCCAGGGCAACCCCAAAAGCAGCCCUCUCCAGCUGGGCUGGGCCCAGAAGAGCUGGGGAGACACAAGGCACCCAGGGAAAGAAGAAGGUGGCUCCAGAAGGGAUCCCAGUCCGCCAGACCCGGGGCAGGAGCCCAUCCCGAAUGAGCUCUCGUGGAGAAACUCAAAUACCGGGGGCUCCUGAAGGUCGAAAACCUCCUGGCUACCCAGGAAAGGAUCAAAGGGAUACAAACUACAAAGGUUCGGGGGUCCUGAGGUCUUUGGAGCCUGAUGCCGGGGCAGCGUCAGGGGCUUCCUCCCCGGGGUGCAGCCCCGUGCAGAGCAAACGCCCCUCGCCCACCCCAGGGCCCAUCAGCUUCGCCUCGGGCCAUCAGCAGAGUCAGCCGGUCACAGCCACAGUGGCCCCCUUCCAGUACAGGCUGCAGACAGACCAGGAACCCGGCCCCCUCCCUCAGGCUGGCUGGGUCCUUGAUGACUACUCUGGCUGCCCUGCGGAGACCGAGGACAGCUUCUCCUGUACAGACGCGCGGAUCGUCCAUGCGCUCCCGGCGGGCAGGAUGCUGGGCAGCGGCGUCAAGAGCGCGCAGCCCGAGCUGGAGCUGAGCGGCGGCGGCGGCGGCGGCGGCGGCGCGGACGAGGGCGCGGACGAGGCUCGGGGCGCCGGGCGCAGGGCGGCGGGGGACGGCAGAGGGAUGCUGCCCAAGCGCGCCAAGGCCCCCGGCGGCGGCGGAGGAGGCGGCGGCGGGGGCGGCGGGGCCAAGGCCGGCGCGGCCGAGCUCAAGGUCUUCAAGUCCGGCAGCGUGGACGGCCGAGCGCCCGGCGGGCCCCCCGCCUCCAACCUGCGCAAGCAGAAGUCGCUCACCAACCUCUCGUUCCUCACCGACUCGGAGAAGAAGCUGCAGCUGUACGAGCCCGAGUGGAGCGACGACAUGGCCAAGGCGCCCAAGGGCCUGGGCAAGGCGGGCGCCAAGGGCCGCGAGGGCGCGCUCAUGUCCAAGACGCUGUCCAAGUCGGAGCACUCGCUCUUCCAGGCCAAGGGCGGCCCGGCGGCCGGCGCCAAGACCCCGCUGGCCCCGCUGGCGCCCGGCCUGGGGAAGCCCAGCCGCAUCCCGCGCGGCCCCUACGCCGAGGUCAAGCCGCUCAGCAAGGCGCCCGAGGCGGCCGUGAGCGACGACGGCAAGUCGGACGACGAGCUGCUCUGCAGCAAGGCCAAGGCGCAGAAGGGCUCGGCGCCCGCGCCCGCCGCCAAGGGCCAGGAGGAGCGCGCCUUCCUCAAGGUGGACCCCGAGCUCGUGGUCACGGUGCUGGGAGACCUGGAGCAGCUGCUCUUCAGCCAGAUGCUGGACCCGGAGUCCCAGAGAAAGCGGACCGUGCAGAAUGUCCUGGAUCUUCGGCAGAACCUGGAGGAGACCAUGUCCAGCCUGCGGGGGUCCCAGGUGGCCCACAGCUCCCUGGAGAUGACCUGCUACGACAGCGACGACGCCAACCCUCGCAGCGUGUCCAGCCUCUCCAGCCGCUCGUCCCCUCUGUCCUGGCGCUAUGGCCAGUCCAGCCCGCGGCUGCAGGCCGGGGACGCGCCGUCGGUGGGCGGGGGCUGCCGCCCCGAGGGGCCGCCCGCCUGGUACAUGCACGGGGAGCGGGCCCACUACUCGCACACCAUGCCCAUGCGCAGCCCCAGCAAGCUCAGCCACAUCUCCCGCCUGGAGCUGGUCGAGUCCCUGGACUCGGACGAGGUGGACCUCAAGUCCGGCUACAUGAGCGACAGCGACCUCAUGGGCAAGACCAUGACGGAGGACGACGACAUCACUACCGGCUGGGAUGAAAGCAGCUCCAUCAGCAGCGGGCUCAGUGAUGCUUCGGACAACCUCAGCUCAGAAGAGUUCAAUGCCAGCUCCUCCCUCAACUCCCUCCCGACGACCCCCACCGCCUCUCGCAGGAACUCCACGAUAGUGCUCCGCACAGACUCAGAGAAACGCUCGCUGGCGGAAAGCGGGCUGAGCUGGUUUAGUGAAUCAGAGGAGAAGGCCCCCAAAAAACUGGAGUACGACAGUGGUAGCCUGAAGAUGGAACCCGGGACCUCCAAGUGGCGGAGAGAGCGGCCCGAAAGCUGCGACGAUUCAUCCAAGGUCGGAGAGCUGAAAAAGCCUGUCAGCCUGGGACACCCCGGGUCCCUGAAGAAGGGCAAGACCCCACCAGUGGCUGUCACGUCCCCCAUCACUCACACAGCCCAGAGCGCCCUCAAAGUCGCAGGCAAACCUGAGGGCAAAGCCACGGACAAGGGUAAACUUGCCGUGAAGACCACCGGGCUCCAGCGCUCGUCCUCCGACGCCGGCCGGGACCGCCUGAGCGACGCUAAGAAGCCCCCGUCGGGCAUCGCUCGCCCCUCCACCUCGGGCUCUUUCGGCUACAAGAAGCCUCCUCCGGCCACAGGCACGGCCACCGUCAUGCAGACCGGGGGAUCGGCCACGCUCAGCAAGAUCCAGAAGUCCUCGGGCAUCCCCGUCAAGCCCGUGAACGGCCGCAAGACGAGCCUCGAUGUGUCCAACGGCGCCGAGCCCGGGUUCCUGGCGCCCGGCGCCCGCUCCAACAUCCAGUACCGCAGCCUGCCGCGGCCCGCCAAGUCCAGCGCCAUGAGCGUGACCGGCGGGCGGGGCGGGCCGCGGCCCGUCAGCAGCAGCAUCGACCCCAGCCUCCUCAGCACCAAGCAGGGGGGCCUCGCGCCCUCCAGACUCAAGGAGCCUUCCAAGGUGGCCGGCGGCCGCCCCGCUCCGGCCCCCGUCAACCAGACAGACCGGGAGAAGGAGAAGGCCAAAGCCAAGGCGGUGGCCUUGGACGCGGACAGCAUCUCCCUGAAGAGCAUCGGCUCCCCCGAGAGCACCCCCAAGAACCAGCCCAGCCACCCGCCGGCCCCCAAGCUGGCGGAGCUGCCACCGACCCCUCUCAGGGCCACGGCUAAGAGCUUCGUCAAGCCGCCCUCGCUGGCCAACCUAGACAAGGUCAACUCCAACAGUCUGGAUCUGCCGUCGUCGACUGACGCCCACGCCUCCAAGGUCCCAGACCUGCAUCCUCCGAGCUCCGCAAGCGGGAGCCCUCUCCCUUCUUGCUUCACCCCUAGCCCCGCACCCAUUCUCAAUAUUAACUCAGCCAGCUUCUCCCAGGGCCUGGAGCUAAUGAGUGGUUUCAGUGUCCCCAAAGAGACCCGCAUGUACCCCAAACUCUCAGGCCUGCACAGGAGCAUGGAGUCCCUCCAGAUGCCAAUGAGCCUGCCCAGUGCCUUCCCCAGCAGUAGUCCGGUCCCUGCCCCACCCGCCCCCACCGCUGCACCCCCAGAGGAAGAGGCGGAAGAGCUGACCUGGAGCGGAAGCCCCAGAACCGGACAGCUGGACAGCACUCCACGGGAUCGGAACACUCUUCCCAAGAAAGGGCUCAGGUACCAGCUGCAGUCCCAGGAGGACACCAAGGAGAGGCGACACUCGCACACCAUCGGCGGGCUGCCCGAGUCCGAUGACCAGUCGGAGCUGCCGUCGCCCCCGGCUCUCUCCAUGUCCUUGAGCGCAAAGGGCCAGCUCACCAACAUAGUGAGUCCCACUGCGGCCACCACGCCAAGAAUCACCCGCUCCAACAGCAUCCCCACCCACGAGGCGGCCUUCGAGCUGUACAGCGGCUCCCAAAUGGGGAGCACCCUGUCCCUGGCCGAGAGACCCAAGGGGAUGAUUCGGUCAGGAUCCUUCCGAGACCCCACGGACGAUGUCCACGGCUCUGUGCUGUCCCUGGCGUCCAGUGCCUCCUCCACGUACUCCUCAGCUGAGGAGAGGAUGCAGUCUGAGCAAAUCCGGAAGCUUCGUAGGGAACUGGAGUCGUCCCAGGAAAAAGUGGCCACCCUGACGUCUCAACUUUCUGCCAACGCUAACCUGGUGGCGGCCUUCGAGCAGAGCCUGGUGAAUAUGACCUCCCGCCUGCGACACCUGGCAGAGACCGCGGAGGAGAAGGACACGGAGCUGCUGGAUUUACGAGAAACCAUAGACUUUCUGAAGAAAAAGAACUCUGAAGCACAGGCCGUCAUUCAGGGAGCCCUUAAUGCCUCAGAAACCACACCCAAAGAACUCCGGAUCAAGAGACAGAACUCCUCGGAUAGCAUCUCGAGCCUCAACAGCAUCACCAGCCAUUCCAGCAUUGGCAGCAGCAAGGAUGCUGAUGCAAAAAAGAAGAAAAAAAAGAGCUGGCUGCGAAGUUCCUUCAACAAAGCCUUCAGCAUAAAAAAGGGACCCAAGUCAGCUUCUUCGUACUCCGACAUCGAGGAGAUAGCCACACCCGACUCCUCCGCCCCGUCAUCCCCCAAACUACAGCACGGCUCCACGGAGACCGCCUCGCCCUCCAUCAAGUCCUCCAACUCCUCCUCUGUGGGCAUUGAUGUCACCGAGGGCCCUGCUCACCCGGUGCCCCACACCAGACUGUUCCACGCCAAUGAGGAAGAGGAACCCGAGAAGAAGGAGGUAUCGGAACUGCGUUCCGAGCUGUGGGAGAAAGAGAUGAAGCUCACAGACAUCCGCUUAGAAGCCCUCAACUCGGCCCACCAGCUGGACCAGCUUCGGGAGACCAUGCACAACAUGCAGCUGGAGGUGGACCUGCUGAAGGCGGAGAACGACCGGCUGAAGGUAGCCCCGGGCCCCUCGUCAGGCUCCACUCCAGGGCAGGUCCCCGGAUCGUCGGCUCUAGCAUCCCCUCGCCGCUCCCUGGGCCUUGCGCUCACCCAUUCCUCCAGCCCCAGCCUCACCGACACAGACCUGUCACCCAUGGAUGGCAUCAGCACCUGUGGUCCAAAGGAGGAAGUGACCCUUCGGGUGGUGGUGCGGAUGCCCCCCCAGCACAUCAUCAAAGGGGACUUGAAGCAGCAGGAAUUCUUCCUCGGUUGUAGCAAGGUCAGUGGAAAAGUUGACUGGAAGAUGCUGGAUGAAGCUGUUUUCCAAGUGUUCAAGGACUACAUUUCCAAGAUGGACCCAGCCUCCACCCUGGGACUGAGCACCGAGUCCAUCCACGGCUACAGCAUCAGCCACGUGAAGCGAGUGUUGGAUGCGGAGCCCCCGGAGAUGCCUCCCUGCCGCCGAGGCGUCAACAACAUAUCAGUCUCCCUCAAAGGUCUGAAGGAGAAGUGCGUCGACAGCCUGGUGUUCGAGACCCUGGUCCCCAAGCCGAUGAUGCAGCACUACAUAAGCCUCCUGCUCAAGCACCGGCGCCUCGUCCUCUCGGGCCCCAGCGGCACGGGGAAGACCUACCUGACCAACCGGCUGGCCGAGUACCUGGUGGAGCGCUCCGGCCGCGAGGUCACCGAGGGCAUCGUCAGCACCUUCAACAUGCACCAGCAGUCUUGCAAGGAUCUGCAACUGUAUCUCUCCAACCUGGCCAACCAGAUAGACCGGGAGACAGGAAUCGGGGAUGUCCCCCUGGUGAUCCUGUUGGAUGACCUGAGUGAAGCAGGGUCCAUCAGUGAGCUGGUCAAUGGGGCUCUGACCUGCAAGUACCACAAAUGUCCUUAUAUCAUAGGUACCACCAAUCAGCCUGUAAAAAUGACACCUAAUCAUGGCUUACACUUGAGCUUCAGGAUGCUGACCUUCUCCAACAACGUGGAGCCGGCCAAUGGCUUCCUGGUUCGUUACCUGAGGAGGAAGCUGGUAGAGUCGGACAGCGACAUCAACGCCAACAAGGAAGAGCUGCUUCGGGUGCUCGACUGGGUGCCCAAGCUGUGGUACCACCUCCACACCUUCCUCGAGAAGCACAGCACCUCAGACUUCCUCAUCGGCCCUUGCUUCUUUCUUUCCUGUCCCAUUGGCAUUGAGGACUUCCGGACCUGGUUCAUCGACCUGUGGAACAAUUCUAUCAUCCCCUACCUACAGGAAGGAGCGAAGGAUGGGAUCAAGGUCCAUGGACAGAAAGCUGCUUGGGAGGACCCAGUGGAGUGGGUCCGGGACACUCUUCCCUGGCCAUCAGCCCAACAAGACCAAUCGAAGCUGUACCACCUGCCCCCACCCACCGUGGGCCCUCAUAGCAUUGCCUCACCUCCCGAGGAUAGGACAGUGAAAGACAGCACCCCAAGUUCUCUGGACUCAGACCCUCUGAUGGCCAUGCUGCUGAAACUUCAAGAAGCUGCCAAUUACAUUGAGUCUCCAGAUCGAGAAACCAUCCUGGACCCCAACCUCCAGGCCACGCUUUGAGGGUCCAGCAGUCACUGUCACCCCGGACAGCAGAAUGCUGACAUCAGCGACGUUCUCUCCUCCUCUCCCCUCUCUUCUUCCAGAGCACUGGCUCUCUGGCCCAAGAGGACAGGAGAGGGAGGAGGAGGUAAAGGAAGAGAGCAGCUUGUUGGUGCUGCACCCUGAGAACUUCCUAGUAAGGACUGGUGGGGUGGAGAGUGGAAACUUGUGUCCCCUAGAUACAUUUAUUGGCCUCCUCUCAUGACUUUGGGGAAAAGAUGAUUCUGGGUCUUUUUCCUUGAUUUCGUGUCUCCAUUAUAAACUCCUAGGCUUUCUGGGGAGGGGUUCAGAAGACAGCAGAAAACCCUGCAGCAGUCCCUAACCGAUUCUCAUGAACAGCUCUGGGAGAGACAGCCCUGUGUGGGGGAAUCUGAGGGGGGCGGAAGCUCCCCAGAAUUUCUCGCAGACCUUUCUGCAUUCCGUCACCACUGCCAAUAACUCUUCCCCGGACAUCUGGCUGGAGCCCAGAAAAAAGAAGCAUGUGGUUUAAAAAAUGUUUAAAUCAAUCUGUAAAAGGUAUUUAAAAAAAAAAAAAAGAAAAAAAGAAAGAAAAGAAAAAAGGAGAAGAUGAAGCUGGAGAGAGAGGAAGCAGUUGCCAAGGCAGAGAACGUGCAUCCCUGGAUAACGUAGGGGACAAUGACAAGACGGCUGCCUAUCCUGGAAGUCACCAGACCACAACAAUAGCAUUCCAGCCUUCAGAGAAAGACUGUUGGCUCUGUCUUGUACCCUCUAAUUUAACAUGCGUGAGAGUCAAUAAACCCUACUCCUGUUAUUUUUUAUUUUCACAUUUUGUUUUAUUUCUUUUUUUCCCUCCCCCCUCCCAUGUGCCUAUUUAUUUGCCUUUUCAUUAUUUCUUCUUCUUCUUCUUCUUUUUUUUUUUCCAUUUCCUCUCAUGUCCGCAAAAUGCUUGGGUUGCUUUUCCUGGGGCUAGUUUGGCUUUUCCACACGGGUUUUCUUCGGAGAAUCUGAUGCCAUCUCAUCGGCACUAGCUAGAUGCCUGCCACGCCACUAUCUCUGGCGUCCUUGGGACUCAACAGGAGACACGAAGCACUGGCUCAGACAAGAGUAGUAGAAGAACCUUGACUUCCCUUUUGAGAAAGCACACGUUCUGCCUCGGAGCUCGGCUGCCACCCUCCGGUCUGAGCGUCGGUCACCCCAUGUUGAGAAAAGAUCCACUCUGAGCUCCACCCUGGGCUGGAUGAAAACCAGGAAACUGGAAAUAUUCUUUUGUCUUGUGGCCUGUUUGGCCCCACUGCACUAUUCUGAAUGGCAGCCAUUCUGCUCAACAGAAUCCAAAAUCCGUAGCUGGCCUUUACUAUUGGUUUUUGACAAGUAAAUAUUCCCUUGUAGGAGACUGGACAUCCAUAUGAAAUACUCCCAAUCAGAAUAUAAGGCUCAAGGAGUUUGAUUUCGUGGCAAAGAUUUGCCUUCCAAAGGGAUCCAUCCUCAGGAAAAGUUGCCCCAAAGGCCUGGCAGUCCACAUGCCUUCACUCAGCAAACACUUACUGAGUACUUCCUGUCUGCCAGCCACCAGGUUUAAAAAAAAAAAAAAACAAAACAAAGCAAAGAAGGCAAGACUUGAGUCCUUGUGUUCACAAUCUAGUAGGAAAUCUUAAGCUCCAUUAAGUGCACAGCCCCUGCUUAUCUGGACCCUCAGGAUCAUCUAAGAAAUGUAGCCCAAACCCAAGGUGCCACCUAGAAAGAAGCCUUUGCUGAGAUGUCUAGUACUUGGGAGACAGAAGAUCUGGGAUCCAUUAAGAUGGACCCUGAGGGACCAUGGAACCUUGCUUAUCUCAAGUGGACAAGUCCUCUUCCUGCCAUUCGUGGAGGCCCCCGUGGGGCGAGAUCCAGGCUGAACUGCCUGGCAAGGCUGAAGUUUCGGGGCUCUGCGGAUCAAGGAUAUGUGCUGAGCCCGGGCCCAAGUGUGUGUCCCUCAGAUUCCUAUGUAGCACAAGACCUUGUCAGAAUCCACAGGCACACGCACCUGGACUGUUGUGUCGCACCCAGCCAAGGAAUACAUGCAUCUGACUCUUCAUAUCAGAAUCUUUCCAUUUAGGUCCAAAAGACGGUCCAGGUUGCUCCCCGAGAACCUGGAAGCUCCCAGGGUUGACCGGCUCCUCUAUGCUGGAGACUGUUCAUUGCUUUAGCUGCUAAGUCCAUGAGCUGUGGAGAUCCCCAGCCAACUCAGCUGUAAAAUAUGCAAUUCUGUGGUGGGAAGAGGCUGUUUGUUCAAGGAUGGUGCUGACAUCACUGCCUUAAGGUCUCUGCUGUGCAGAACGAGGAGGCCCCAGAGCUGGGUGUUCUGACGUGGAAGGAAGGAUGGGCCUUCUUUGGACCGAGGCCUCUUCUGAACCGUGUCCUUAGCUCCAGUCCCGUGGCAAGGCUCGGACUUUUAACGCCAUCUUGACCGGUGGUCGAGCCUUUAGCUCUCUUCUCUCUGGUGCUGCCCAGCCAGUGCCUUCUAUCACGGAUGUUACUGGCUACUUGAGAAAAAGGAAAGGGAACAUCCCCUUCCUCCAUGCCAACUGCCUCAGACCCCAAAGGGAUUCUGGCUCCCUGGUAACCAUGGAUACCACCGUGAAUUUUAUUUGGAUCCUCAGUGGGUUGAUUCUGGAGGCCUCUCGUGAUGAAUUCUACUAUUUCUGGGACCCGCCACCCUCUACUCUGAGUUGACUGCUGCAUUUAGACCAGGUCUCUAGUUGCUUUCCUCCAAAAAGCGUGUUCCCAUCUAAUGAGGUGGCCCUGCAGCCUCAGCUUUCCCUCUGGAGCCUGGGACCCCGUUUACAGUUGCACACUUGGGCCCCGUUGCGGGCAUCUGUCGUCUCACCAAGGAAUCGUGGUGAUGUGGCAACUGCGGAAGGUUGAGUCUCCUCAUGGUGCUAUAACCCCUUGGGGUGCUCAUCCAGACUUCUCUGAAGCAGAAAACCUGAGCUCCCCCUUACUGCCCUCAAGUUAACGGCAAGAGCAAAUCCAUAGCCUUCUCUCCUACCUACGCACCUGCUUCUUAGUUGAGACUACCGGGAUCCCUCCGAAAAUGAAAACUGGGUCCCGCUGCUAACUUCUCAGCCCCCAGACACCUUCAGAAGAACCCAGCCUGUGUAGGACUGGGAUGUGUGCUCUCCCCUUCCUCUCCAGACUCUCAUUCCUCACCAAAGUGGGCUAGCAGAUGACACGGUUCAAUACCCAACAUCAAUCUCUGGGGAGAGCCACGACUCCAGGAGAGGUUCCUCCGCAGACUCCCCCUCGUUUCUGGAUGAAGACGACCAACGCAUUUUGUCCAGUGUAUGUGUUUCUCAAUCCCUGCCUAGGCACUAAAAAUAAAAUACUAGGUAAUUGGAGGCUAAUACAGGACCUGAUGUCUGUGUGUGUGUGUCUCUCCCUCCCUCCCAUUCUCCCUCUCUCUCUCUCAAGAGCACUUUGCUGUUGCUGUUUCCUAACUCCUGAGGCUUCAGAGUAUUUUUUAAAAAUCUAUGCUUUGUGGCAGCUCUACGGUGCUUACCUCUGUCUUUGUGUGAAUCCAACAUCUUUUUCAUGUAGUCUAACCAUUGGGAAGCUAGAGGCUAACAGGGAAGAAAGACUGGCUGUCCCAAUGACAGGCCCUACAGUGAAGUCCCUAUUGAUCGGCAUGCGACAUUUUGGUCUUGAAUUACCAGCCUUCUAACUAAUCUAUUCAAACACCUUAAGGAUUUCAGACAAAAAUAGUGAUUUUUGUUUCCCCCCUUUCAUCUCUGGCUCUUUGGUUCUUCUGGUUUGCGAGACUCCCAAUGGACCUAAUCUCACCGCGUCUCCACCUCUAGCUCCCUGACACCAGGGUCACACUAUUCAGAGGGAUACCCCCUUCCAGUCUCAGAGUAGCUAGUUCCUGUAGUGUUCCGAAAGAGAAGGGAGACAACAGCCUGCUCUUUCUCAGAAACACCUCACAUCACCGACUGAGAGGACAGCCACACACAGAAACCCUUCGGAUCAGUGAGAUUUGCCAGACUGACAGGGACUUGGUCCUACAAGCCAGCACUAGGAGACCUACGGGAGACUCUAAGGAUGCUUCAUUGCAGGGUGUUUGGGAAAGGAAGCUGUUCUUGUCCUGAUCACACAUUUAACACGGGGUUCACGUGCUAAAGUGUAAUCCAGAUCACCAAAUGCAACCCCUCAUCGUACCUUUUUUUCUUUUUUUUUCUUAUUCCUGGGCCUUAGUUAAGCUGAAGCUAAUAAGCAGAUUACAAGUCAACCCCACUGAUGGGAUGAAAUGUGUUUUUCCCGAAGGUUUACUAAUGGAUAUACUAAUUUAAUGCUGGUAUACCCUUGAUCACUAGGAACUACUAGCAGGUUCUGGCUGCUGGUGGUUCAUGGCUCCACUAAAGAGGCCAUAAGUAAUAAAAUGGUCUUAGGGACACUGUGUUCCCAAAAGGCCAAUGCCUGAAAAUACUGCCCUUUAUACUUGAAUCAGCUUUAUAUAUUCAUGAGUCCUCAACCAACCUGGUCAGGAAUAUACGGGGCCUCCAGCUUGGCUCCCCCUCACCCCCACUGAGGAUCCACGUGUGGAUGUGUGCUCAGCCUGGCCCUGGAAGCAAGCGCUGCCAGCCAGACACCCUGAGAAACAGAAGGAAACUGGAAGAGGAGGACCCUGAUAGAAAUCUGGAGGCCGCACGGAGACCGUUAGAAUGGAAAAUUAAACCUAUGUGUCCGGAUCCUCCCAGUUUGAUGUUUUGCUUAUUUUUCUGAAUGAUUAUGCCAUGGAGAAUUUUCUGUUGACAAGAGCGGUCAUGGAAGUAAGUGGGCCCUUGGUUCCUUGAUUCAACUCUUUCAUUUCUUAAAAUAGUGGUUUUCAAACUAUGUUUCCAGACCGGCAGCGUCAGCAUCUGGGAACUUGUUAAAAUUGAAAUUCUCAGGCCCCAUCUCAGGCCUACUCGGCCAGUAACUAGGGAGAAGGCCCAGCAAUUUGUGUUUUAACAAACACUCUUGGUAAUUCUGACGCACGCUACAGUCUGAAAUUCACUUUUUUAGAAGGACGGGCUAGUAGCAGAGUCGCCACACGGAGGGGCUUUAGGACCAAAACCAAGAUGGUCCUGGGGUAAAACUCAAGCUAUUACAUUAGUUUCAGUUACCUUUUUCGUGCUUCCCUAUGGUUCUGUUUUUCCUUUUAUUUAAAGGAAAAGGUAUGUGUGCUUUGGGCAGACGUUAGGGGGAAUGCUUGGCAUCUCUCCUAGUCGAACACAAUCUUUAGAGAAAAAUCUCCUGGCUCUGAAAUUUUUACCUGGGAAAUUAAUGGGCUGUAGCAGAAGAAAGCUGCCAGAGGUCUCUUCCAGACUGCUCCUCUGCUGGCUUAUUUGUGUCUACGCUAAGCCUUUUUUCUGAUUAUAUAAUAGGAUGGGAAAAGUCAGAAAAUCUCAUUUGUAUUUCCAUGGCAACUUGUUCUCUUAGCAACAUCCCCUCUCUUUUAGUUGAGUUCUAAAGGGCACUGCUGGGUCAGAGAAACCUGGCCAGAACCUCCUUCCCCAGGGCAGCUGGAGGGCUCCCGUGCCCAGGAAGACCCCUUCUCCGUGUUCUGCUCGGCUCACAGGAGGGACGGAAGCACAAUGACGACGCAGGACGGGGGGCAGCUGAGUCUCGGGGCUCAUCCUUCCCUUUCCCCACGCCAGGCCUAGGGUACGGAAUUACUCAGCCAGUGAUAGAAUGGAAUCCUUUAUAGAAGGGGGAAAAAAAAUCUGAGAAGAGCUUCUUAUUUUUGCAGAUUCACAGAUUCUAGCUGAUGGGGCCACGGGGUAGAGGAGGCUGCUGACUGCGGGCUUUGUUUCCAGUUUGUCAGUCUUCCCUGAGAUGGAGCUUGUGGGUAGAGGACAAAGAAAUGUGCUAGGACUAGGGCCUCUUGAAAUCUAGGACCAAGCACUGGGAGGAGGACCUAAGGCUCUUAGAAGACAAGCGUAAAACAAAUUGCACUAAAUUCACCCCUUCAGUCCCCAGAAGGCUGGUGACGCGCCUUGGGUCAUCUCCCAUGGGACCUUCUGGCUCCCAGCCAUUCAUUCCUCAGAGACUGAAGAUGUUGGAUAAUAAGCCAAGAGCUCCCAUACCCCGGCCAGUGUCUGGGCUACUGCUGUGCAAGAACCUCCUACUUAAUGGUUUUUGUUACUGUUGUUGGUUUUUGUGUUGUUCUUUUUUUUUUUUUAAAGAACAAUUUUUUUUUUUUAAUGAAUUCCAACCCCUACUAGUUUCCUUUCCUUCCCUCCCCCCACCCACCCCCACCCGGUUUUCAGCAGCACUGUUUAUGCGAUGGAGUCUGUGUUUCUCAAAUGCGUGGCAAUCCUCAGGUGGAAAGUGGGUAGGAAUUUUUACAACAGGUUUCUUUUUCUUUUUUAAUUUAUUGGACAUAAAGCCCCAAACCAGGAUAUGUGUGUGUCUGUGUUUAUGUUUUUUUUUUUCCCCCUCAUUUGACCCUCCCCCUCUUUCAGUCUACCCCCUUUUAUAUCUAAUGUAGAGAAAGCAAAUUUGAAUCUGGAAAGCAAACCGUUGUAUAUAGUUGCGGUAACAAUCAUGAGGAGAGCUGAGUUGUCCCCUCAGUAAUUCGUUUUAAGUAAAAAUUGGUUGACAAUGAAGUCCAUGGCAGGCCAGCUGAAGAGGCCUUCCUCCAUCACUGCCAGAGGCCCCUCUCAUCUGGGCCCUCUGUUCCAUCAGGCAUGUCUCCUCCCGGCAAGAUUCAUCUGUUUGAUGCCAUUUGCGUUUCAAUAAAGUUAUCUCCUGUAUUGUCCA